Acaromyces ingoldii is the source of this 494-nucleotide messenger RNA. RefSeq lists its product as hypothetical. The coding region runs from base 1 to 252 and encodes 83 amino acids. The transcript is spliced from 2 exons. The record is from RefSeq and is a predicted model, not a curated record. Gene Ontology annotation, cellular component: mitochondrial inner membrane. Lineage: Eukaryota; Fungi; Basidiomycota; Exobasidiomycetes; Exobasidiales; Cryptobasidiaceae.
AUGGCAGGACCCGGCCAACCAAGCCCUUCGUCCGGCAGCUCGCGCUGGUACCGACCGGUGAAUGGCUUCCACCCUCACCCGCCUGCGCUCCGGCAUCGGCUCGGCGCCAAGCUGCUCGGUGGGACCAUGGUGUUCUGGAUUCUGUACCGCGCAAAGCAGGACGGCGCUGUCUUGUUGGGGUUGAAGCACCCAUGGGAUGGACACCAUGGCCACGAUGAUCAUGGGCACGGACACGAAGAGGGCCAUCACUGAAGCACUCAAGACGAACAAGAAAGCUCUGUUCAUGCCGUAUCGUGCUACCAGCAAUCACACAUUUCCAGACAGACGAGGCAGAUUGAUAUCCCAGUCGAAUGCUCAGGUCGAGGUCAGUGCGAUCCAAUGAGGGCAUAGCCUAGGAACACAGAAGAAGCGAGAGAGUGGGGGGAGCUUGCGACUGUGCAGAGCCAAAUGUAUUGGUGAGGUGAUGUCUAAUUACAAGUACAUGGUAAGUCAUC